This is a messenger RNA of Cyprinodon tularosa, 11650 nucleotides long. RefSeq names its product dynein, axonemal, heavy chain 7 (gene dnah7). Gene Ontology annotation, biological process: microtubule-based movement. The record is from RefSeq and is a predicted model, not a curated record. NCBI's taxonomy places the organism in Eukaryota, Metazoa, Chordata, Actinopteri, Cyprinodontiformes, Cyprinodontidae. Bases 12 to 11597 code for a protein of 3861 amino acids. The transcript has 63 exons. Gene Ontology annotation, cellular component: dynein complex. Gene Ontology annotation, molecular function: ATP binding; ATP hydrolysis activity; minus-end-directed microtubule motor activity.
GCAAACAGGAAAUGAUGUUCAAGCACUACAUCCAGACAGGGAUUGACAUAAUGAACGCAGCUCCUCUAACAGACUCCUUUUUGGAGGGACUUCAUAAUCAGCUCCCUCCCAAGCUGAGAAUCCAGGCAAAGCUGAACCUGCUGGACAAUGAAAUCAGGGAGAAAUACCUGAAGAACAUCAGAACUGCAAUCUUAACACAAGCACUCAGGGAUCCUACUGAAAAUGAGACGAGCAGCAAGAAGGAAAAACCAUCUCACAGACUCGAACUAGAAGUCCUGCCCAAGCCGUGGAACGGAUCAUUUGUCCAGGCCAGAAAGAGGAUGAGUCAAAAUCUUCACUGCAUCAGCUGGUUUCUGCAGCAAAUUAUGCUUCUGUGGCAUGAAUCUUACAAAGACGUUCGUCUGAUUGAUGUGGCGAUUUUCCACGGCAGAGAGAAGUGCUUUGAGCUUUCUGAGUUUCAGCAGAUUAUCACCGAACAGAUGGCGCUCCAUAAAAACGUCCUCCUCGAUACUUGGUUUCUUGAUGUGAAGUACAUUUUCGAUGAGGGUGGCUUGCCCUGCCAGCUGCCUUCACUCAUAAAGACGGGUCAACUGGAGUCUUUCUUCAACUGUGCAGCAACUCUGAUGACUCUGCAGCUGCAGAAACUUACUCUCAGCUCACUGAGCGACUACACAAGUCUCAUUUCUAAGGAUAUGCACUCAGACAGAUCCAGAAAGACGUCAGGCUUUGUUGUACAUCUGAUCUUAGAGGACUCUGACAUCAAGUUUGAGCCAGACUUCAGGGAGUAUGAGGAGGCCCUUAUUGCUGGGUUUGAGCUCAUGCUGAGGACCACCAGUGAUAUGCCACGGAUAGAAACCAAACUCUUUGUGGAUUGGGAAGAAUUUUUAUUUGGCAAAGCUUUGAAGCCCAUCAUCCUUCCAGAGAUCAUACAAGCCCAGCAGGAGGAGGUACGCAGGGCUUUCUGGGCUGAGACAAUACGACCCAAAGAGUACAUCCACCAGUAUGACCAGUAUGCCAUGCUGGUGACCGGGAAGGCAGAGGAGAAGGUGCAGCAUUUCCUCAGUCAACAGAAACCCUUCCAUGAGAUCAUGGAAGAGGCAAUCUACUAUCAGAAGCUUGCUAAUGAGAUUAAGUUCACAUCAUCCCCGGUAGUUCGGCUCAGCAUGUUUGAGGUGCACUCCCACCGACUCCUCGGCUCUCUGGUCGAACGUGCUCAGGAGCUGAAUCAGAAACUGACGACAAAGAUGUUACAGGACCAUCAGGGGAUCAACAGAAGGCUCUGCACUGAUUUUGAGAAGAUUUCAGAGAAGGCUCUGAGUCCCCCAGCUGAUACUCUGACAAUGACGGAGCUAAAGAGCUCCAUUAAGAAGAUUUGGGCCACAGAGAUACCUCUUCUGGGUCAGCGGCUGGCUGACUCCAAAAGACUGCUGUGUUCUCUGUCAGACAUUGCGACUCUUUCGCCGGAGCACAAGCAGCUCCACAACCAAACCGUACACUGGUUCCAGCAUAUGCCGUCAAUAUUAGAGCAACACCAGCAGAUCGUUGAAGAGAAGACGGAGUGUUUCCAGGUUGCUCUCAAGGUCGAACGGGUGGAAUUCACAAAGAAACUGGAAAGCUACAGCUUGGAGAUUGAGACGUUUCUUGGUUACGAUUACCUGUUGGAUCUCAACGAGUAUUUGACGCAUGCAAGGGACCUUAAUGCAAGGCUGGAAUUGGACAGAGAGAAGAUUAACCAGUUUAAUCUGGAGGAGGAGGCCUUCGGCUGGCCUGUGUCCCAGUAUCCCCAGUGGACACAGACCCAGGAGAGGCUGACACCAUUUCUACGCCUCUAUGAGACAGCCUCUGACUUCUUGAGAAGCCAUGAACAGUGGCUCCAUGGGCCCCUCUCUGCUGUCAACCCAGAUAAGGUGGAAGCUGACAUUGAAAACCACUGGCGGACUUUAUACAAGCUGGAGAAAAGCUUCAGUGAGGCGCCCAAUGCCCUGAGGAUAGCCACCGCUGUGAAGGCUAAAGUGGAGGGCUUUAAGGAGCUCGUUCCCAUGGUGCAGGUGUUGUGCAACCCAGGCCUGCGCACGCGCCACUGGGACGCCAUGUCCGAGCUGGUUGGGUUUCCUCUGCACCCCAUCAAUGAGAAGACAUGCGUGGCUCAGUACCUGGACAGGGGGCUGGAGACACAUCUGAGCAGCUUUAACAGCAUCAGCGAGUUGGCCAGCAAGGAGCACUCUCUGGAGAAAGCCCUGGAGAAGAUGUACAGCGAGUGGCGUGACAUGAAGUUCAGCCUGAUGGCGCAUCGAGAAACAGGGACCUUCAUCCUGUCCUCUGUGGAGGAGGUCCAGCUGCUAAUGGAUGAUCAAACUGUGAAAACACAAACCAUGAAGGGCUCGCCUUUCAACAAGCCUUUUGAGGAGAAGAUACGAGAGUGGGAGGCCAAGCUGCUGCUCCUGCAGGAGAUCCUGGACGAGUGGUUAAAGAUGCAGACCAACUGGCUCUGCCUGGAGCCCAUCUUUAGCUCCCCAGACAUCAUGGGGCAGAUGCCAGAGGAGGGACUCAGCUUCAAAACCGUGGAUAAAACAUGGAGGGAGUUAAUGAGGCAGGUUUCCCAGGACAGGCAUGUUUUAGCUGUGAUGGUGAUUGACAAGGUGCUGGAGAAGCUAAAAAGGUCCAACCAAAUCCUGGAACGUAUACACAAAGGGCUUAAUAACUACCUGGAGAAGAAACGUCUCUAUUUCCCUCGAUUUUUCUUCCUCUCCAAUGAAGAACUUCUGGAGAUCCUCUCAGAGACCAAAGACCCCACAAGAGUGCAGCCUCAUCUGAAGAAGUGCUUCGAAGGCAUUGCAAGUGUGGUGUUCACUGACACACUGGGUAUCAGCCAUAUGAAGAGCAGUGAAGGUGAAACAGUGCAGCUCCUGAACAUCAUCUCCACCUCCAAAACCAGGGGUCAGGUGGAGAAAUGGCUUCUUGAACUGGAGAAUAGCAUGGCUGUGUCCUUAAAAAAGGUAAUCAAAGAUGCAAUCAAGGCCUACCCAGAUGAGGAGAGGAGGAACUGGGUCCGCGCCUGGCCGGGCCAGACUGUGCUGUGUGUCUCACAGGUCUACUGGACCAAGGAUAUCCAUGAGGCUCUUGGUUCAGGACCAAAGGCCCUGGAUGCCUACCUGGCACAGAACAACAGACAGAUAGAUGACAUUGUGGCUCUGGUUCGUGGAAAGCUGUCCAAACAAAACCGGGGGACUCUUGGAGCUCUUGUGGUGCUGGACGUCCAUGCCCGUGACGUUUUGGCCACAUUGGUGCAAAAAGGCAUCAGUGACGAAAAUGACUUUGAGUGGCUGAGCCAGCUGCGCUACUACUGGGAGGAUGAUAAUUUGCACACAAAGAUGAUCAAUGCUGGUUUACCUUAUGGCUAUGAAUACCUGGGCAACACUCCAAGGCUGGUUAUUACUCCCCUCACUGACCGCUGUUACCGUACUUUGUUUGGUGCCCUUCAUCUCCAUUUGGGAGGGGCCCCUGAGGGCCCAGCAGGCACAGGAAAAACGGAGACCACCAAAGACUUGGCCAAAGCAGUGGCCAAGCAGUGUGUGGUUUUUAACUGCUCAGAUGGGCUGGACUACAUAGCAUUGGGCAAAUUCUUUAAAGGCCUUUUGUCCUGUGGAGCUUGGGCCUGCUUUGACGAGUUUAACCGCAUCGACCUGGAGGUGCUGUCCGUGGUCGCCCAGCAGAUUCUCACCAUUCAGAGAGGGAUUGCUGGUCAUACUAAAAAGCUGAUCUUUGAGGGGACAGAACUGGAACUGGACCCCUCAUGUGCUGUAUUCAUCACCAUGAAUCCUGGCUAUGCUGGACGCUCAGAGCUGCCAGACAACCUCAAGGCUCUGUUCAGGACGGUGGCUAUGAUGGUGCCGGAUUACGCCAUGAUUGCAGAGAUCGUGCUUUACUCCUGUGGCUUUGUGACACCGCGGCCUCUAUCAGUGAAAAUCGUGGCAACAUAUCGCCUGUGUUCGGAGCAGCUGUCCUCACAGAGUCACUAUGACUACGGCAUGAGAGCCGUCAAAUCUGUGCUGACCGCUGCAGGAAACCUGAAGUCGGCUUUUCCAGACGAGAACGAGGACACACUGUUGCUAAGAUCCAUCAUCGAUGUCAAUCUGCCAAAGUUCCUGGCCCAUGAUCUGAAGCUUUUUGAGGGUAUUACCUCUGAUCUCUUCCCGGGUGUUAAAGUCCCAGAACGGGACUAUCACAUUCUCAUGGAAGCCAUUAAGGAAACCUGCCAGCUCAUGAACCUUCAACUGAACAAGUUCUUCACUGAGAAAAUCCUGCAGAUCUACGAGAUGAUGAUCGUAAGGCAUGGCUUCAUGAUAGUUGGUGAACCAUUUGGAGGGAAAACCAGUGCCUACCGUGUGUUGGCUGCAGCUCUUUGUGACAUCUUUGAAAAGGGUCUGAUGGAUGAGAACAAGGUCCAGAUUACAGUAAUAAACCCCAAAUCUAUAACCAUGGGAGAGCUGUACGGCCGCUUUGACCCUAUCACUCAUGAGUGGUCCGAUGGCAUCCUGGCUAUCAGCUACAGAAACUUCGCCUUGUCCAAGAGCCCUGACAGGAAAUGGCUGGUCUUCGAUGGUCCAGUCGAUGCAGUGUGGAUCGAGAACAUGAACACAGUGCUGGAUGACAACAAGAAGUUGUGUCUGAUGAGUGGGGAAAUUAUUCAGAUGUCGCCUCAAAUGAACCUCAUCUUUGAGCCGAUGGACCUGGAGGUGGCAUCUCCAGCCACGGUGUCUCGCUGCGGUAUGAUCUACUUGGAGCCCCACAUGCUUGGCUGGAGACCCCUCAUGCUUUCUUGGCUCAACACUCUGCCAGCUGCAGUCAAUGAUUCGCACAAAACCCUCAUCACCGCCCUGUUUGACCGCACACUGCCUGCCUGCCUGCAACUCAUACGAAAAGCAACCAAGGAGCUGUCCCCGACCUCCGACACCAAUCUGGUGAAGUCCCUGAUGAAUCUGAUGGACUGCAUGAUGGAUGAGUUUCAUGACCAAGCAACAAUUAACAGCAUGAGUGAAAACUAUAUUUGCUCCUGGUUGGAGGGUAUCUUUGUGUUCUGCCUGGUGUGGUCAGUGGGGGGCAGCUGUGACGAUUUGGGCCGAGUGAAGUUCGACUCUGUGCUGAAAGAGAUGCUGAGGGGCCCUUUGAGCAAAGAGACGAUGACCCGACAUGGCAUUUUGAGCAGUGCUGAUGCUCCGGCCAAACCGCUGAGAGUUCGUCUCCCCGCCAAGGGUACACUCUACCAGUAUCGCUUCAUUAAGGAGGGCCCAGGCAGAUGGGAGCUUUGGACUGACCAGCUACAGACUGCACCCCCCAUACGCAGAGACAUGCAGUUCAACGAGAUCAUCGUGCCCACCGAGAACACCGUACGCUACAUGGCGCUGAUGGAGCUCCUCGUUACUCACCAGAGGCCGACUAUUUUCAUCGGCCCCACUGGCACCGGGAAGAGUGUCUACAUCACUGACUUCCUGUUGAAUAAGCUGCAGAAAGAUGAGUACAGCCCUUUAUUUAUUAGCUUCUCAGCUCAGACCACAGCAGCCCAGACUCAAAACCUCAUCAUAUCCAAGUUAGAUAAGCGACGCAAGGGAGUGUUCGGACCACCACCGGGAAAGAAAAUGGUGGUGUUUGUAGAUGAUGUCAACAUGCCAGCCAGGGGGGAUUACGGUGCUCAGCCCCCUGUGGAGCUCCUGCGUCAGUGGCUGGACUGCCAGAACUGGUAUGAUCUCAAAGACUGCUCCCCGAUCAGCCUGAUGGACACCCAGAUCAUAUGUGCCAUGGGGCCUCCAGGUGGGGGAAGGAAUCCUGUCACCCCUCGUUUCCUGCGCCAUUUCAACCUGAUCAGCAUCAAUGAAUUUGAUGAGCAGACCAUGCAUACGAUCUUCUCCAGGAUCACUAGGUGGCAUUUUACCACACGGUUUUCCUUCCCAAAGCCAUUUGCAUCCUUGAUCCCUGAGAUAGUCGGCAGUACUCUGUCCAUGUACCAGGAGGUGACCAACAACCUGCUACCAACGCCCAAAAAAUCCCAUUAUUUGUUUAAUCUGCGUGAUGUUUCCCGAGUCAUCCAGGGUAUCUGCCUGUCAAGGCCAGAAACAGCAGAGAAGCCUUCUGUCAUCAGAAGACUUUGGGUCCAUGAGGUUCUCAGGGUGUACUGUGAUCGGUUGGUUGACGAUGCUGAUCGCUCCUGGCUUGUCAGCCAUCUGCAGACUGUGUUUCAGAAUCACAUGAAGGAAGACUUUCACCAGCUCUUCCAGCACCUGGAUCAGGACCAGGAUGGAGUGGUGACCGAAGACGACCUGCGCAGCCUCAUGUUUUGUGAUUUCCAUGACCCCAAGGGUGAAGACCAGAACUACCGUGAGGUCCACGACCUGGAGCAGCUGCGUCAGGUGGUGGAGUCACACCUGGAAGAAUACAACACCAUCUUCAAAGCACCCAUGAAAUUGGUGCUGUUCCGCUUCGCUAUCGAGCAUAUCUGCCGCAUUUCUCGCAUCAUCAAGCAGCCGUGCGGGCACGCCCUGCUGGUGGGAAUGGGUGGCAGCGGGCGGCAGUCGCUCACCCGGCUGUCGGCCUACAUGGCAGAGGCAGAGCUGUUUCAGGUGGAAAUCACAAAAACCUAUGGGAUCAAUGAAUGGCACGAUGACCUUAAGAAGAUUCUCAGGAAGUCUACCGAGGGCGAAGCUCAUGGCGUGCUCCUCUUCACCGACUCUCAGAUCAAGAUGGAGUCCUUCCUGGAGGAUAUUGGCAACCUGCUCAACACUGGAGAGGUCCCCAACCUGUUUGCUGUGGAUGAGAAGCAGGAAAUCUGUGAAAGGAUGCGUGUGCUGGACCGCCAACGCGAUCGAGCCAAGCAGACAGAUGGCAGCCCAUUGUCCCUGUUCAACAUGUUCUUAGAGCGCUGCCGCACACAGCUGCACGUAGUGCUGGCCAUGAGCCCAAUCGGAGACGCCUUCAGGGACCGCUUAAGACGAUUUCCCGCCCUCAUUAACUGCUGCACCAUUAACUGGUUUCAGUCUUGGCCUGAGGAUGCCCUGCAUGCCGUGGCUGAUCGCUUCCUGGAGGACAUUGAGAUGGCUGAUCGGACCCGAGAAGGCUGCAUCCACAUGUGCAAAAUAUUUCAUACAUCUGCUAUUGAUGUGUCGGCUCGCUUUUUAGAUGAACUACAGCGCUACAACUAUGUCACUCCAACUUCUUACCUGGAGUUUAUUUCUAACUUCAAAGCACUGCUGGGGACAAAAAGAGAAGAAGUGUUGAAACUAAAACAUUGCUAUGCAGUUGGUCUUGAAAAGCUGCAGUCAGCUGCAGACCAAGUGGCGACCAUGCAGGUCGAACUGGAAGCCCUGCAGCCAGACCUACUGGUGGCCAGCAAACAGGUAGACGAGAUGAUGGAGUUGAUCAAACUUGAGUCCAAGGAGGUAGCUGAGACAGAGAAGGUGGUGAAGGAAGACGAGGCUGUGUCCAACCAACAAGCCAUGGCUGCCAAGGUCAUAAAGGAUGAGUGCAACGCCGAGCUGGCUAAAGUACAGCCUCAACUGGAUAAAGCCCGGGAAUCAUUGAAUACUCUAACUCCUCAGGAUAUGACGCUGUUGAAGUCCAUGAAAAAUCCUCCCCCAGCUGUCAAGCUGGUUAUGGAGGCGAUUUGCAUUCUUAAAGGUGUCAAGCCAGAUCGAGUGCCGGAUUCCUCAGGUUCUGGUAGAAUGGUGGAGGACUACUGGGGUCCGGCCAAAAAGCUUUUGGGAGAUAUAAGGUUUCUACAGAGCCUCCAUGAAUACAAUAAGGACAACAUUCCAGCAAACCUAAUGGCCAUCAUCAACCAGAAGUACAUCGAUAACAAAGACUUUAAGCCAGAAAAGAUCAGAGUUGCUUCUGCUGCAGCGGAGGGAAUCUGUAGCUGGAUCAUCGCCAUUUCCCAUUAUGACGUUGCAAUCAAGAAAGUGGCUCCAAAAAGGGCAAAGCUUAAAGUGGCUGAAGAAGAGCUGCGGGUUGCCAUGGACGCCCUCUACAUUAAGCAGGCUGCCCUCAAAGAAGUCCAAGAAAAGCUUGCAAAGCUCCAAGAUACUUUAGAGAAAAAUAAAAUAAAAAAAGCUGAUCUGGAGCAGCAGGUGGAUCUGUGCAGUAAAAAACUAGAGAGAGCUGAGCAGCUGAUUGGAGGCUUGAGUGGAGAGAAGAUCCGCUGGAGUGAGAUGGCCCUCAGUCUGGAACAGCUCUUUGACAACCUGACUGGGGACAUCCUCAUAUCAGCGGGCAUCAUGACUUACCUGGGAACCUUCACCUCCAAAUACAGACAGGAUCAGGUGGAGAAAUGGAUCGAUCUGUGCAGAAGCAUAGAGAUACCGUGUUCUUCCAACAUGUCUCUCGUGAACUCGCUGGGUGACCCAGUAAAGAUCCGGGAAUGGACCGCCGCUGGCCUCCCUUCAGACAGCCUCUCUAUAGACAACGCUAUAAUCAUAUCAAAUGCCAGGCGAUGGCCCCUGAUGAUUGACCCGCAAGGCCAGGCCAACAAGUGGGUGAAAAACAUGGAGAAAGCCAACAGCCUGCAUAUCAUCAAACUGAGUGACUCAGACUUUGUGCGAAGUCUGGAAAACUGCAUCCAAUUUGGAACUCCAGUGCUGCUGGAGAACGUCGGUGAAGAACUGGACCCCAUCCUGGAGCCUCUCCUGCUCAAAAAGACCUUCAAACAGGGCGGGACUCUGUGCAUCCGACUGGGAGAUAAAACUAUAGAGUAUGCAGCUGAUUUCCGCUUCUAUAUCACCACAAAGUUACGCAACCCUCACUAUUUACCUGAGAUCUCAGUGAAGGUGACACUGCUGAACUUCAUGAUUACCCCUGAGGGCAUCCAGGACCAGCUGCUGGGAAUCGUGGUGGCUCAGGAAAGGCCAGAUCUGGAGGAGGAGAAACAAGCCCUCAUCCUCCAGGGAGCAGAAAACAAAAGACAGCUGAAGGAGAUAGAGGAUAAGAUCCUGGAGGUGCUCUCCUCCUCAGAGGGCAACAUUCUAGAGGACGAAAAAGCCAUUAAUGUCCUGUCCAGCUCCAAGCUUUUAUCCAAUGAAAUCACAGAAAAACAGGCCGUGGCUGAGAAGACCGAGCUGAAGAUUGAUAAGACCCGCAUGGACUACAAACCCAUCGCCGUUCACUCUUCCAUCCUGUUCUUCUCUAUUGCUGACCUGGCUAACAUCGAGCCCAUGUACCAGUACUCCCUGACCUGGUUUAUUAACCUCUUCAUCAGCUCCAUCGACGGCUCAGAGAAGACCCAAGACGUUGGACAGAGACUGCAGAUCCUCAGAGACCAUUUUACCUACGCGCUGUACGUCAACGUGUGCCGCUCUCUGUUUGAGAAGGACAAGCUGCUUUUUUCCUUCUGCCUCAGUGUCAAUCAGCUCAUGCACAACAAGCUGGUGGAGGAGGUGGAGUGGCGCUUCCUUCUUACAGGCGGCGUAGGCCUGGACAACCCUCACACCAAUCCCUGCAGCUGGCUUCCUCAAAAGUCUUGGGAUGAAAUCUGUCGUCUAGAUGAGAUUGAAAGCUUCAGAAACCUCCGUCAGGAUUUUAAUGAACACCUCAGUGAUUGGAAAGAGGUUUAUGAGAACCCGAACCCCCAUCAGACUCCGUUCCCGGGUAUGUGGCAGGAGAAGCUGAGCCGCUUUCAGAAGAUGAUGGUGAUCCGUUGUCUCAGACCCGACAAGAUUGUCCCCAUGGUGCAGGAGUUUGUAUCAGACAAUUUGGGCCAACCCUUCGUCGAACCUCCGCCCUUUAACCUGAGCACGGCCUUCACUGACAGCCAAUGCUGCUCUCCCCUCAUCUUCCUCCUAUCUCCCGGCUCAGACCCAAUGGCGGCUCUGCUUAAAUUCGGAGAUGAGAAGGGCUUCUCUGGUAACAAGCUGACGUCCCUGUCUCUGGGCCAAGGACAGGGGCCCAUCGCCAUGAAAAUGAUUCAGACAGGCAUUAAUGAUGGCACCUGGGUGGUUCUGCAGAACUGCCACUUAGCUACUUCAUGGAUGUCAACACUAGAGAGCGUUUGUGAGGGACUGGGACCAGACACCACCCACCCAGACUUCAGACUGUGGCUGACUAGCUACCCCUCCUCCACCUUUCCUGUGACCGUUCUCCAGAACGGAGUUAAGAUGACCAACGAGGCUCCGAAGGGCCUCCGCUCCAACAUCGCCCGCUCCUUUUUGAUGGACCCUAUCUCCGAUCCAGAGUUCUUCAACAGCUCCAACAAGCCGGCUGUGUUCAAGAAACUGCUGUACGGCUUGUGUUUCUUCCACGCCCUGACCCAGGAAAGAAGGAAGUUUGGACCUUUAGGAUGGAACAUCCCUUAUGAGUUCAAUGAGACGGACCUGAGGAUCUCUGUGCAGCAGCUGCACAUGUUCCUGGAACAGUAUCAGGAAGUCCCGUUUGAUGCCCUGCGCUACAUGACUGGAGAGUGUAACUACGGAGGACGGGUGACUGAUGACUGGGACAGACGAACUCUGCGCACUAUCCUCUCCAUCUUCUACAAUUCGCACAUAAUAGAGGACCCUGACUAUAAGUUUGAUGCCAGCGGGCUUUACGGAGCACCACCAGAGGGCGAUUACAACAGCUACUUAGAGUUUACAAAGUCACUUCCUCUCAACCCGUCACCGGAGAUCUUUGGCAUGAACGCCAACGUAGACAUCGCCAAGGACCAGGCCGAGACGCAGCAUCUGUUUGACAGCAUCCUGCUCACACAGUCCCGCUCUGCAGGCAGAGACGCCAAAUCCUCCGACGACAUGGUGUUUGAAGUGGCGGCCGAUAUCCUGAGCAAGCUGCCUGCAGACUUUGACUUGGAAGCUGUGCUGAGGCGCUUUCCCACCAGCUACCAGCAGAGCAUGAACACAGUGCUGGUGCAGGAGAUGGGCCGCUUCAACAACCUGCUCUGCACCAUCCGGGAGUCCUGCAUCAACAUUCAGAAGGCCAUAAAGGGCCUGGUGGUGAUGUCAGCAGAGCUGGAGGAAGUAGUCAGCAGCAUCCUAAAUGGUCGUGUCCCCAGCAUGUGGAUGAAGAAGUCGUACCCCAGCCUGAAGCCGCUGGGAAGCUACGUCAACGACUUCCUCCAGAGACUCAAGUUCUUACAGGACUGGUACGAUGAAGGAACACCCGCUGUCUUCUGGAUAUCUGGGUUUUUCUUCACCCAGGCAUUUCUCACAGGCAGCCUGCAGAACUAUGCCAGAAAACACAGCAUUCCCAUCGACCUGCUGGGCUUUGACUUCCAGGUCCUGGACGACGGUCAAUAUCUUCACCCCCCAGAGGACGGUGUUUACAUCAGAGGCCUGUUCCUAGAUGGCGCUCGCUGGGACAGAGACGGCAACUGUCUGGCAGAGUCCUUUCCCAAAGUGCUGCACGAUGCCAUGCCGGUGAUGUGGCUGAAGCCCAUGAAGCGGCAGGAUGUUCCUGAGAGGAUGUGCUACCUGGCUCCCGUCUACAAGACAAGCGAGCGGCGAGGAACUCUGUCCACCACCGGACACUCCACCAACUACGUGGUCGCCAUGACGUUGAACUCCGACGUCCCCCCCGAGCACUGGAUCAGAAGAGGAGUCGCUCUGCUCUGUCAGCUCAGCUCGUAGCUGCAGCUUUGUUUCAGCACCAAGGUGUGAAUAAAACGUUUAACACAUGCAAA